Gadus chalcogrammus (walleye pollock) is the source of this 2682-nucleotide messenger RNA. Its product is annotated as major histocompatibility complex class I-related gene protein-like. The record is from RefSeq and is a predicted model, not a curated record. Gene Ontology annotation, biological process: immune response. The transcript has 7 exons. Bases 92 to 1174 code for a protein of 360 amino acids. Gene Ontology annotation, cellular component: external side of plasma membrane. NCBI's taxonomy places the organism in Eukaryota, Metazoa, Chordata, Actinopteri, Gadiformes, Gadidae.
CGCAGGUUUCCUGGUCAGUCCGUCUGAUGCUGGAGUCGGAUUCGCCUCUCUGUGGAUAAUCGCAUCGUUCUAUUCUUCUGAUUACAUCGAUAUGAAGGCGCUUAUAGGGCUGCUGCUGUUGGUCUUUGGUCACGAUGUGUCCUCAGUGAUUCACUCUCGGCGGUUAUUCACCACGGGGUCGUCUGGACUCUCAACCUUCCCAGAGUUUGUGACUGUUGAGAUGGUGGAUGAGGUUCAGGUUGAGUACUACGACAGCAACACCCAAAGACUCAUACCCAAACAGGACUGGGUGGACCAGGCCAACAGAGAAGUCCCAGACUACCUGGAGAGGGAAACUGAAAGGAGAAAGGGAGCCCAGCAGGUCUUCAAAGCCGGCAUUGGGACUCUGAAGAGGCGCUUUAACCAGACAGGAGGUGUCCACGUAUACCAGAGGAUGAAUGGUUGUGAGUGGGAUGAUGAGGAUGGUACCACUGAGGGUUAUCAGCAGUAUGGUUAUGAUGGAGAGGACUUCCUAUCGAUGGACCUGAAGACCCUGACCUGGGUCGCUCCAGUGCAUCAGGCUCUCACCACCAAACACAGAUGGGAACAUAAUAGAGCUUUAAUGGAAAAGUUGAAGCACUACUACACCAAGGAGUGUGUUGAUUGGCUGAAGAAGUACCUGGCCUAUGGGAAGAGCACUCUGCAGAGAACAGAGCGUCCGCGGGUGUCUCUGCUCCAGAGGAGCCCCUCCUCCCCAGUGGUGUGCCAUGCUACAGGCUUCUACCCUGACAGGGUGGUGGUGUUCUGGAGGAGAGACGGCCAGGAGCUCCAUGAGCAGGUGGACCCCGGGGAGGUCCUCCCCAACCACGACGGGACCUUCCAGGUCAGCGUGGACCUGGACCUCACGGCCGUCCCACAGGAGGACUGGAGGAGGUACGAGUGUGUGGUCCAGCUGAAAGGCAUCGAGGACAUCUCUACCCCCCUGGACCCCGCCCACAUCAGGACCAACCGGGAGGACAAUCACAUCCUUGCUUUCAUCCUCACUGGAGUUGCUGUUCUUGCUGUUGUUGCUGCUGCUGCUGUUGUUGGAGUCUUUCUGUACCAGAAGAGGAACGGUUCUGUAACCAGCUCUGAGAACACUGAGGGGCAGAAUCCGUCUCCUGAGGCCCAACCUCUGACCACAGUUCAAAGUUAAAUCAUGAAGAGGCUUCUCACGUUCACCUUCAGACACGUGCCGUCCAUAUGGGCAGGUGGGGCAGCAAACUACUUUCAAAAGCAUCCUCCCAAAGAAAAGCGAGUGGUGUUGCUCCUGGGAUUAACAGUGUUGAGUUUCUGCUAAAAAUAAAAACCUUUGAGAGGUUAAAAUUGGAAGACCGGAUAUAAACAUUAUCCAAAAAACGAAGGAUAGGGGGAAAACGUACAAAAUAACUUUGUGUGUGAACAUGACAAGGAGUGAUAUGGACCACGAAUGUGAAGCAUGUAUAUAUAUAUAUAUAUAUAUAUAUAUAUAUAUAUAUAUAUAUAUAUAUAUAUAUAAUGUAUAAAGAAAUAUAAUAAUGUAUCAUACAGUAUUAUAUAUGUAUAUAAUAUAUACAUAUUACAAAAACAAAUUUUGGGUCUGGUCAUACGCCAGUAGUUUCUGCCCCACUGAAAUUUAGGAUCACCGCACGCUACUGUUCAGCUUCCUAAACCAGGAUGGAGUGCACUCAAGGUGAAAUGUAACGUAAAUUGCUCCCAGGUGAAUCGUGACGUUCUCUAAUGAAGGGAAAUGUAUGACACGUUAGAUCUACCAACGAUCAACCAGUUUACUGAAGUAGGUCAAGGGUGCAACUCAUGAAGAUAUUUGUGUAAUGUGGAUGAGAAUUUGUGGCCCAACUGACAGGAACAUGAGAGGGGUGGGAAGCCUGCACUGUACUUCCUACAGCACUGCAUGUACAGUUUACUCUAAGUUGAUUGUCCUAUGUUCACAUUUCUAAUUUUGUAUGUAUCGCAAUGACAUGGUCUGUCAACAAACUACAGUACAGACAGUAAAAGCGUAAAUGUGAAUCUUGUCCAGUCUCUUGCAAUCAAUCUCCCACAUACACUAAGGGGUAACUUACAAUUUACAAUAAUUGUCAUCAGAACUUUUGCCAUAGUUUACAUCAGAACAUCCCUCCAGAGUACACUGUUAUAUUGACAACAUGACUAAGAAAUGUGACUUUUCCGUCUUUUCCGUACACAAUGACACAAGGACUUGUCAUUCUGAUGGCACUGACACGUUCAUUGACACAGAUAUUUACUUUUGAGAGAUGAACUAAGAAUUUUGAGGAACUAAGGAUUUUCGCAUAAUCCAUGGUGUUUUGCUAUUUGUACGAGUUGUUUUGAGCAAUGCACUUACUGUUUUGCAAAUGUUGAGGAAGAUUCGAGAAAUGUACUAAAGCCAGAGAAAAACGGUAAAGUCACAACCCAUAGCCCAAGGGACCAGAACGCUCCAGGCAGGGCAUCCACAGAUGCCCAGCUAAGCCUCCAGGCGUGCCGAUACAAUUCCCCUCCUUUAGCUUCACAGAUAUCAUACCGAACCUUCACCAAUUAAAGUGAGUUACAAGCGAUCCUGACUCAGCGACCUUUUCCCCAAAGAACAGAGCGGUACUCACCACAGGUCCACAGCCACCGUAGGCCAACCGCUCCGUGUCCCGCCGCACCGGCGCCUCGUCUCCAGGCGAC